GGUUUAUUUAAGGCAACUUUUUGGAAGAAUUAAGCCAAAAUUUCGUCAAGGGUGUGCUGGUCGCAUCCUCCCCUGUUGGAUCCUACCUUGUGUUUCGAGGAAUUUCUUUUUCAUUUCAAACUGCCAUAAUGGGAGGUUACGAUCUAGAAGCCGCUGCCUUGAAACCCGCCGCCAAAUCUACGUCAUUGUUAAAAUGGCUGAUCAUCGGAACAAUUAUGGGUAUUGUUGGCAUUGGCGGUGUUCUUGUUGGCCUGGGAGUCUCGGGAAACCUCGGCAAAGGAAGUGAUGAGGACAACUUGAUUACGGGCGGAGCAGCUCAGGCAGGGAUGUUCAAUGGGCAGAAUCAACAGGGUAGCUUUGGACAGAACCAGAAUGGCCUGGGUAUGCUGGGUAACGCUGUCGGCAUCCCUGACGACACGCCAGACAUUGUGCCUGAUGUGGUUGAGAACGUUGUUGAGAAUAUCAACGAUGUCAGGAAUGACAUUGCCGACAACGCAGCAGAUGUCGUUGACACUGCUUCUGACGCAGCUAAUAAUGUCAUCGAUGCAGCUGCUGACAUUGUCGAUGAUGUUAACGACGAUGUAAAUGAUAUCGUUGGCGAUAUUCGUGAUGAUAUGGCAGAAGUUGGAGAUGAUGUGACUGAUAUAGUUGAUGACGUCACAGAUGAUGUUGAUGAUGUGGCAGAUGAUGUGAACGAUGUGGUAGAUGAUGUUGACGAUGUGACUGAUGAUGUUGAUGACAACAGCCGUGAAGUUGAAGAUGAAGCUUCCGACGAUUUUGAUGAUGCCAUAGAAGAUAUUGCUGAGGCAAGGGCCGAUGUGGUCGACCAGGCAACAGAUGCGUUUGAGGACUUGUUGGACGAUGCCGAUGACCAAGCUGAUGAUAUCAGGGAUGAUGUUGAAGAUAGUCUUGAAACAUCAUUGGAAGGUGCAGAAACAGAUCUGGAGGAUGUCUUAGAAGAUAUCUUAGAUGACAACGAAUUGGAUGAUGAUAGCAGCGACGAUGACGCCCCUUUGGAGAAUAUGAGAGACGCUUUAGAAGACAGAAUCGAGGAAAUGACUGAUGAUGAUGAUGACACAUCUGAAGGCCAAGAUGACGUUGAUAACGAUGACAUUGAUGACUCUCCAUUGGAGACUAUGAGAGACGCUUUAGAAGACAGAAUCGAGGAAAUGACUGAUGAUGAUGAUGAUGAUGAUGAUGAUGAUGAUGAUGACACAUCUGAAGGCCAAGAUGACGUUGUUGAUAAUGAUGACAGUGAUGACUCUCCAUUGGAGACUUUGAGAGAUGCUUUAGAAGACAGAGUCGAGGAAAUGACUGAUGAUGAUGAUGAUGAUGACACAUCUGAAGGCCAAGAUGACGUUGUUGAUAAUGAUGACAGUGAUGACUCUCCAUUGGAGACUUUGAGAGAUGCUUUAGAAGACAGAAUCGAGGAAAUGACUGAUGAUGAUGAUGAUGACACAUCUGAAGGCCAAGAUGACGUUGUUGAUAACGAUGACAUUGAUGACUCUCCAUUGGCGAUUAUGAGAGACGCUUUAGAAGACAGAAUUGAGGAAAUGACUGAUGAUGAUGUUACAUCUGAAGGCCAAGAUGACGUUGUUGAUAAUGAUAACAUUGAUGACUCUCCAUUGGAGAUUAUGAGAGACGCUUUAGAAGACAGAAUCGAGGAAAUGACUGAUGAUGAUGAUGAUGACACAUCUGAAGGCCAAGAUGACGUUGUUGAUACUGAUGACAGUGAUGACUUUCCUUUGGAGACUAUGAGAGACGCUUUAGAAGAUAGAAUCGAGGAAAUGACUGAUGAUGAUGAUGAUGAUGACACAUCUGAAGGCCAAGAUGACGUUGUUGAUAAUGGUGGCAGUGAUGACUCUCCUUUGGAGAAUAUAAGAGAUGCUUUGGAAGAGAGAUUCGACACAAUCACUGAUGACAGUACACCUGAUGAUCAAGAUGACCUCUUUAACGAUAAUGAUGACACCCCCUGGGGAAAUUUGAGAGAUGCUCUGGAAGACAGGAUCGACACAAUCACUGAUGACAGCACACCUGAUGAUCGAGAUGAUCUUUCUGAUGAUAAUGAUGACACCCCCUUGGAAAACAUGAGAGACGCUUUAGAAGACAGAAUCGACACAAUCACUGAUGACAGCACACCUGAUGAUCAAGAUGAUCUUUCUGAUGAUGAUGACGACACACCCUUGGAAACUAUGAGAGACGCUUUAGAAGACAGGAUAGACACAAUCACUGAUGACAGUACACCCGAUGAUCAAGAUGACCUCUUUAACGAUAAUGAUGACACACCCUGGGGAAAUAUGAGAGAUGCUUUGGAAGAGAGAAUCGACACAAUCACUGAUGACAGCACACCUGAUGGUCGAGAUGAUCUUUCUGAUGAUGAUGACACACCCUUGGAAAAUAUGAGAGACGUUUUAGAAGAGCGAAUCGACACAAUCACUGAUGACAGCACACCUGAUGAUCAAGAUGACCUCUUUAACAAUAAUGAUGACACACCCUCGGAAAAUAUGAGAGAUGUUUUGGAAGAGAGAAUCGACACAAUCACUGAUGACAGCACACCUGAUGAUCAAGAUGAUCUUUCUGAUGAUGAUGACGACACACCCUUGGAAAAUAUGAGAGACGUUUUAGAAGAGCGAAUCGACACAAUCACUGAUGACAGCACACCUGAUGAUCAAGAUGACCUCUUUAACAAUAAUGAUGACACACCCUCGGAAAAUAUGAGAGAUGUUUUGGAAGAGAGAAUCGACACAAUCACUGAUGACAGCACACCUGAUGAUCAAGAUGAUCUUUCUGAUGAUGAUGACGACACACCCUUGGAAACUAUGAGAGACGCUUUAGAAGACAGGAUAGACACAAUCACUGAUGACAGGACGCCUGAUGAUCAAGAUGAUCUUUCUGAUGAUGAUGAUGAUGACACACCCUUGGAAAAUAUGAGAGAUGCUUUGGAAGACAGAAUCGACACAAUCACUGAUGACAGCACACCUGAUGAUCAAGAUGAUCUUUCUGAUGAUGAUGGUAUAGCUGAUUUAAUGGACGACACGGUCGGUGAUGUUUCAGAUGCUCAAAAUGGCAUGGUUGAUACGAUGCAAGAUGUGGUUGGGGAUGCUAAUGAUGCAGGAAGUGAUGCAGUGGGCAAUAUGGCUGACUCCCUGAUGAAUGCUGCUGCUAACGUUGCAGAUACUGUCAAUGACGUGAGAGGGUCGAUGUUGGAUGCUUUCAGUGACAGUGUUGAUGCAGCUGCUGACGUAAGAGACACUUCCUUAGAUACCAUGUCGGAGAUGUAUCCCACGAUAGGAACGAUGCACAACGGAGGGGCCUCAAUAGACGGGUUAAUGAACAGCAGUGAAGAAGGAUUUGACGUCGCGGAAGAGUGAAACAAAUUUAAAAAAUCAGGAUUAAUUUAUUGUCAAUGCAAUGUAUGAUGUGAGUCUGUGUUUCCAUAUUACGACAUUUUUGCAGAAUUAUAUCAUCAGUACAUAUCCUUCUCUUGAGAACUAUCUCCGACGUGUUGACUGGCUUUUCACGAGCAAUAAAAUCAAAAGUAACAACGGAACCAUGUUUGUCAGCAAGCUGUUUGAUACAUACCCACUGUGCUUUCAGAGUGUCUUUACCCAAGGCGGCUGGUCCGCCACUAUGUAUAUAUGUAGCUCUAUUUGUAUACAAUGUGCUCUAGACUUUGUAUAUACCACAUGACAUUGUUUAACUGUUUAUACUGUCGUCUCCAUUAGUGCUAAUCGUGAUGUUAUAUUCCUUAUACCAAUUUGUAGGCUUACACUAUAGUUAAGUGAAUAAAUAUAUAUUUGUA
Molecule: messenger RNA, 3802 nt
Organism: Haliotis rufescens (red abalone)
Lineage: Eukaryota; Metazoa; Mollusca; Gastropoda; Lepetellida; Haliotidae
Product: otolith matrix protein OMM-64-like
Exons: 5
Coding region: 129-3371 (1080 amino acids)
Source: RefSeq, a predicted model, not a curated record